Molecule: messenger RNA, 1186 nt
Organism: Octopus bimaculoides (California two-spot octopus)
Lineage: Eukaryota; Metazoa; Mollusca; Cephalopoda; Octopoda; Octopodidae
Source: RefSeq, a predicted model, not a curated record
ACAUAAUGUGGACUCUGGGAAUUAUUACAAUAACACUCAUCUCACACACGCUAUCUGUUGGUGAAGAUUAUUUGGGCUAUGGAAAUCAAGACCCCCAAUAUGAUGGCUGGAAUGACAAUGGUUUGUGGAAUUAUGGUCGCAGAAAUAACUCUUAUUCUCCUAUGGUUGCACAUCAGAAAUCUUUCCGGCAAUAUCCCAGUUUUCCACGACAGGGUUCAUUCUUUGGAGAUUUCUCUUUAAAUGGUGAGUGGGGCUAUUUUAGAUUAUGGAAGCAGCCUGAAUAUGCAGCUCAACACAAGUCUUAUGAGCCUCAAUAUCAUGGACAUAACUUUUUUGAAGAUUUUGCAAGAGCAUUCAAAGAAAUGUGUUGCCGAUUUGAAGACCGAUUUCUGAAGAACUUUGCCAAUUUUGGCAAUAAUUAUCAAGAAGGCAAAAGGAGUAAAUUGUUUCUUCUUGACCUUUCUUCACAGAUGUCUCCAGAUGAAUUAUCUCACAUUAAAGAGAGUCUUACUUUAAUGGUCGACAAUAUGUGUCUGCCAAAAAGCAGCACCCGUACAUUUGACCAUACUGUUGAUGUCCAUUCUUUAACGCUGAUCACGAACAAUGACAAUGUGAAGCAAUAUCACUCAGAAACAAAAAGCAUUGAACAACUUAAAGAAGCCAUCCAUAAGCUGAAUGGACAUGAUGGAGUCAGUUGUGUAACUUCUCUGUUGAAGAAAGCAUAUACUCACAUUGAUAAGUACACAGAUGGAUCCAAAACACGCAUUAAAUACGAUGUGCUUCUAAUAACAGAUGGCCGAUCAACAUGCCGUUCGUCGUACUACAGAGAGGCAUGGAAACUGCGCUCUGUUGCACACGUGUCUGUAUUAACAAUUAUUAAGAGGGAUCAGGUUACCAAUAAAAAGAUUAAAAUAACUGAUAUAGCUUCUGAUAGUUCUACAGAUAAUGUGUAUAGUUUCAGAAGCUGUAAUGAUUUCCUCGGUAUGAUGAAACACAUCAACACCUCUCCUUGCAAACGAUGUCCAGCAAUUUGAUUUCUGUAUGAAUAAUAUUCAAUGACCAAACAGAAUCGCAGCUACAAGGCUAAAACCACUUAUUUCUUUAUUGGAUAAUAAAAAGUUGACAAAAAUGCACACUAUAUAUAACAACAUACAAACAUGCAUGCAUAUAUACAUAUACAUGUAAA